GUGGUCUACUUGCAUAUGCGACAUCAAACUCCACAUCUGUUUCACCGGAACACCAAGCAAGGAUACGUAGACUUCUUCACCGGUAUCAAUACUGCAAGCAUGGAUGAAGAAGAUCCAAUUGAACAAGAGAUCAAUGUACACCUUACGAAAGCAUUGGCUGACAACCUCUAUCUGUUGCAGUACCCAGUCAGACCAAGCUUUAUGACGUAUGACAGUGUGGAAUUGCUGUCUGGAAAAGUUAAACCAGGACAAAGUAGGUUAGAGCUAGAGGUAGCCCUAAACACAAGCAGCAGCCAUUACUGCAAGAGCAAAGGGGAGCAGUUUGCACUCAAUGUGGAUGGCAAGAUUGGUGAAGGGGCCUCAUUUUUUACAAGUGACAAGAUGGACAAACAGGUUCUGACAUCCCAUCCUACUGGGGCACAGGUGGGCAGAUAUGCUGUCGGAUAUUUCAAAGGAGGUGAGCUGUUUAUGAGCCCUGUUCGAGCCCAGCUGCAAAUGAAGCCCAGUUUCUCUUACCUCGACAAGUCAGACACUCGGGCGGAAUCAAAACAGGCAGCUUUGGAACAAGGAGACUCGAGCCAAGAUGAAGCUGAGGAGGAGGCUACAGCUGUCACAGUGAAGUUUGCACGUCCAGAGUCGGAUGCUGCCAAGGCGAGACGUCUCGCUUCAUUCUCACAUCUCCAGAGGAAACAGGAGGAGGAGUCCUGGCUGCCACUACACUAUUAUAAUGUCUAUAGUGAGGAGUCUGAGCGUGAGCUGACCAGGCUGCUGUGUGAGGUGAAGGAGGCCAGCUCAGAGUUCCACGUGGAGUCUACAGAGUACCUCAACAUGCUCAUGUCACAUGAUAGUGAGAUCAAACAUGAGAAGCCAGCUAUGCCCAGCAAUGUUCUGUCCCUGACUCAGCUGAAAUCCAUGCCUCUUGCUGACCAGGUCAAGGCUCUCCUCACCAAUGCAAAGGUGAUCCGGUUCAGUCAGCUGCUGCAUCUUCUGCCUCAGGGGACCGACCCCAUAGCCACCCUGCGGGCCCUACAGAUUGUGGCAGUCAUGGUGCAGGGGUGCUGGGUUGUCAAGAGUGAGGUACUGUACCCCAAGGAUGGCUGCAGUCCUAACAGCGGGGUAUCGUCAGAAUUUCUGUGCAGAGGCAGGGACUUUGUGAUGUGGAGGUUCACUCAGUCGCGAUGUGUGACCAGGAAGGAGGUGGCCUCUGUGAUCAAGCUGCCCAAUGAGGAUGUGAAGGACAUCCUGGAGCAGAUGUCCCAUAUCAGGUUCAACCAUGGCUGGGAGUUUGUCUUCCCUCACGACUAUGAGUUCACAGACAGGUACCCAGAGAUUGUUGAGCGUCAAGCUAUGUUGUGGAAUUGCAAAUACCAGACAAUCAGUAAACAGCUUAACAUCACAGAUGCCCAGGAAAAGAAAAUCAGAGAGCUUGCAGCAGCAGAGGCGCAGGCUGAGAGGCCCCGGCGUCGACGCACGUCAUCACGCUCGCGCAAACGCACUCUCAGUGGUCGCUCCAUAUCAGACCACAGUGACAUGGAGACAGAGCUCACAGACAUUGAACUUAUACUCGCACAGCAAAACAAAUCUGCACUCAAAUCACCUGAUCACAAUAAAGACAGGCUUAACCAGCACACGUUGAACGGUGCUACCAUGGAGGUUAGCAGUGAACCAGACGAUGCAAUAGCUAACGGCAGUGACCAUGUGCAUAGUGAAUUCCAAAGUGAACUGGAGGCAUUUAUAAAGGACCGGUUAUGGAGCAGGUAUGUGAUGUCAAUGAGUGAGCUGACACAUCUACUGCACCUGAAGCUGACAGAGGAAGCUCCGGGCUCGCCCCUGGGUACAGGCGUCACAGAGACUCUCUGUGAACAGGCUGUGAUAAAACUGGGGGGACUGUCACUCAAGUCAAAGUGGCAGACAGAGGCCAUAUUUAUGCAUGUUCGCUGUGGAGAUACACUUGAACCUCUGCGGCACGCAUUUGUAGAACUCCUAAAAACAAGUUACAAAAUAAAAAAGCGUCAUUUUAUAAAGAAGAUGGAGACAGUCCCUGGGUCCUUUACUGAAGAUGAUAUGGUUAAUGUAUUGAAGGACUACUGCAUCAUCAAAAAGGCCCAUUACUACUUGAAAUGCUGCAACGACUACAGCUAAUGAAUGGUUGUCUUGAACUAGUUUAUGUUAAGUUUUUGACAAUAAAUGUACAAAUCUG
This is a messenger RNA of Dreissena polymorpha, 2200 nucleotides long. Its product is annotated as DNA-directed RNA polymerase III subunit RPC5-like. The transcript has 17 exons. Gene Ontology annotation, cellular component: RNA polymerase III complex; nucleus. The coding region runs from base 16 to 2142 and encodes 708 amino acids. The record is from RefSeq and is a predicted model, not a curated record. Gene Ontology annotation, biological process: DNA-templated transcription. Lineage: Eukaryota; Metazoa; Mollusca; Bivalvia; Myida; Dreissenidae.